AUGCCAGCCGCUGCUGGGUCCGCUACAAAAAAGGCACCGUCCCUAAAAGGCUGGAUAGCGAAAUUGAAGGAAAUUCAAUCAUCCUUCAAUGAUAUUUGGGAAUUUGUGGAACAAUUCCCGGAUGGAAGCACUAUCACUGAAAUCGAAGUCCGUUUGCAAAAACUCGAGGAAUUGUGGGAGAAAUUUGGGGAGACACUUGUCGAGAUUAAAUCACACGACGAUUUUCCACCCGAGAGUGGAGACGCCUACGACAAGGAGAGAAGAGAGUUCAGCAACCGUUAUUAUCGUGCAAAGCCGUUCCUGUUGGAGCGAAUCAAGGAACACCAAGCUACUCCACUGUUGGAACAAUCCACCCAUGCAGGUGAUACUACAAUGCAAGGUUCGCUCGACCACGUUCGUCUCCCGCAAAUCAAACUGCAGUCGUUUGACGGGAACAUUGAUGAAUGGCUAAGCUUUCGAGAUCUGUUCACGUCUCUUAUCCAUUGUAAGGCGGAUCUGCCGGAGGUUGAAAAAUUCCACUACCUCAAGGGUUGCCUGCAAGGGGAACCGAAGGGUCUAGUUGACCCAUUGCAAAUUACUAGAUCAAACUACUUGAUCGCUUGGGAUAUGCUGCUAAAAAGGUACGACAACAGCAAACAAUUGAAAAAGCGACAGGUCCAAUCGCUGUUUCAGUUGCCAACAGUUUCUAAGGAAUGCCCCAACCAACUUCAUGCUUUAUUAGAAGGUUUCGAAAGGAUAGUACAAACACUUGACCAGAUAGUGCAACCGAUUGAAUACAAGGACCUACUUCUAACUAAUCUUCUCACAACGCGGUUAGACCCGAUAACUCGCCGAGGAUGGGAAGAGAUUUCUGCUACACAGAAAACGGAUACGGUGAAGGAAUUGUUGGAGUUUCUGCGCCGUCGGACUCAAGUACUGGAAUGUUUGCCUUCGAGAAUAGUGGACACUAAGGGAGGUAACCAACUGCCACCCCAAAGGCUGAGGCCAGUGGCGGUUAAAACUAGUUACAGCACAGUGCAAUCGUCCGGUAUACGAUGCACGGUGUGCUCGGCAAACCAUUUACUAUUCCAAUGCGAGACAUUUCAGCGGAUGUCGGUGACAGAGCGUGAUGCCCUCGUUUGCACUCACUCACUUUGUCGCAAUUGCUUUAGACUCGGUCAUCAAGCAAAAGAUUGCCAGUCUAAGUAUUCUUGUCGCUCGUGCAAGAGUCGUCAUCAUACAAUGGUAUGCUUUAAACGGGAAAGGGAGAACACCUCCAAAAAUCGAAGUACUACUACUACCGCUGCUACCCCAUGUGCAACUACGGGAAAACAACCAUCCACGCCAACUAAUUUGUCCCAAAUAGUCAAUAUGGUGGCUACCAGCACAUCAGUGUCAAAUUCUGCAACGUAUAUCAAAUCAACGGUUCUUCUGGCUACUGCAGUGCUUCUUGUUGAGGACGAUCAUGGCAACCAAGUUCCAGCACGCGCACUUCUCGAUUCAGGCUCUGAGAGUAACUUCAUCUCGGAGAAGUUAAGUCAACGGUUGAAGGUAGACCGUAAAAAGGUGGAUAUUUCUGUUCUGGGUAUUGGACAAGCAGCUACAAGGGUUAAACAACGGAUUCAGGCAACAAUUCGUUCAAGAAUAUCGGAUUUUACCCGGGAAAUGGGCUUUCUCGUGUUACCUAAGGUUACGGUACAUUUGCCAACGGCAACGGUAAAUGUGAAGGGAUGGAGUAUUCCAGAGGGUAUCCAACUCGCCGAUCCCUCGUUCUGUGUGUCUAUGGGAAUAGACUUAGUACUAGGCAUUGAGGCGUUUUUCGACUUCUUCGUAUCUGGUCGAAAAAUCACAUUGGGAGAGCAGAUGCCGUCUUUGAAUGAAUCCGUAUUUGGAUGGGUGGUUUCUGGCGGGCUGUCAUCGAUCGAGCAGGCGCCACGUGUCAGCUGCCACGUGACUACGAAAGGACUGGAUGAAUUGAUUGCAAAAUUUUGGGCUUGUGAGGAAAUCGAGCUCAAAAGGUCAUAUUCAAAGGAAGAAGAACGAUGUGAGGAAAUAUUUAAACAGACAGUACAGCGUGGCACUGACGGACGAUAUACGGUUGCGAUGCCAAUGGUUGAGGAUGCCUUUACUCGUCUGGGUGAAUCAAAAAAUAUCGCAUUACGACGUCUCCAAGGAACGGAGCGGAGGUUGGCAAGGAAUUCUGAUUUGAAGCAGCAAUAUUUGGCAUUCAUGAGCGAAUAUAUAGAGUUAGGGCAUAUGCGGUUGAUUAAGGAAACCCAACGAGCAGCAGCAGAGCGAUGCUAUUUACCACAUCAUCCCGUGGUGAAGGAGGCCAGUACGACCACUAAGGUCCGCGUCGUUUUCGAUGCUUCAUGCAAGACCUCCACGAAUACUUCGUUAAACGAGGUGCUCUUGGUGGGCCCGGUGAUUCAGGAGGAGUUACGUUCGAUUAUAUUGCGUUGCAGAACGAAGCAAAUCAUGCUGGUCGCCGACGUUGAGAAAAUGUUUCGGCAAAUCUUCAUUAGGCCAGAGGAUAGACCACUGCAGUGUAUUCUUUGGCGGUCGUCGCCUACUGAUGAAGUAGCUACUUAUGAGCUUAAUACGGUGACAUACGGCACCAAGCCUGCCCCGUUUCUUGCGACACGAACAUUAAACCAACUGGCGAAAGAUGAAGGAGCACGAUUCCCUCUAGCAGCGAGGGCGGUUAUGGAAGACACCUAUAUGGAUGACGUUAUCACGGGGUCGAACGACCAGGAGGAGGCACAUCAAUUAAGGCUGCAAUUGGAUGCAAUGAUGAACAGUGGAGGAUUUCGUCUUCGUAAAUGGGCAUCGAACUGCGCUGAGGUUUUACGUGAAAUUCCGACGGAGAAUCUAGCGAUAAGCGAUGUGAGUGGUAUAAAUCUAGACCCAGACCCUUCUGUGAAGACACUAGGAUUGACCUGGAUGCCAAGAACGGACGUUUUCAGAUUCCAGUUCAAGAUCCCGCCACUGGAAAAAUAUGAAGAGCUUUCUAAACGCCAAAUCCUUUCGAUCAUAGCUACGCUUUUCGAUCCAUUGGGGCUCAUCGGAGCUGUUAUUACAUCAGCCAAAAUAUUCAUGCAACUAUUGUGGACCUUGCAAACAAAGAAAGGGAGCAGAUUAGACUGGGACGAACCGCUACCUUUGACGGUGGGUGAGAGUUGGCGGAGGUUUUAUUCAAGAUUACCUUUGCUCAACGAAAUUCGCAUCAAUCGUUGCGUCAUCCUCCCAGGAGCGGUGACAGUAGAACUUCAUUGCUUUAGUGAUGCUUCAGAAAAGGCGUAUGGAGGGUGUGUCUACAUCCGAAGUAUGGAUUCAACAGGGAACGUAGCUGUACAACUGUUGACCUCAAAAUCCAAGGUUGCUCCAUUAAGGUGUCAAACGAUACCGAGAUUAGAGCUUUGUGGAGCGGAGCUGGUAGCAAAAUUAUAUGGCAAAAUUCAACAGUCGUUGAAGCUCAAUUUACCCACCUACUUUUGGACCGACUCUACGUGUGUACUGCGCUGGAUUCAAGCAGUUCCUACUACAUGGAGUACCUACAUCGCUAACAGAGUGUCCAAAAUACAAGGUCUAACGGAACCAAAUACUUGGAGGCACGUUCCGGGAGUCCAAAACCCAGCAGACCUGAUUUCAAGAGGCAUCAGCGCAGAGGACAUAUUGCAUAAUGACUUCUGGUGGCACGGGCCAUCAUGGUUGGCUGAGAGUCAAGAGUUUUGGCCUAAGACUCUAAUAAAUCAAGUUGACGAUGAAGCAGAGGAGAAGAAACGUCGGGCAGUAAUAGCAGCCACAGUAUCUUCGACAGCAGAAUUUACAGACUGGUAUCUUGGUAAAUUUUCUUCCUUUUCAAAGUUACUGAGACAUACGGUAAUUUGGCUACGCGCCAGAGAAAUGUUUCGCUCGAGAGGGAAAAGGUACCCAUCAGGAUUCCUCACAACGAAAGAGUUACGAGAAGCAGAACGAACACUUAUCGAACGAGUGCAAAGAGAGUGUUUUUCGAUGGAAUGGGAAGCGCUUUCUAAGGGGGAAGCAGUUUCUCAGCGAUCAUCGUUGCGUUGGCUUAAUCCCAAAAUUUCUCAGGAUGGGCUUAUUAGAGUUGGCGGCCGUCUUCAGCACGCUCAGGAACCUUUCGAUACAAAACAUCCAAUAGUCCUACCUGCGCGUCAUCAUCUAACGAAGCUAAUAUUUUUGUAUUAUCAUGGGCGAAUGCUCCAUGCAGGACCCCAGUUACUUUUGAGCGUAGUAAAACUGCGCUAUUGGCCACUAAGAGGAAGGGAUGCAGCGAGACAGACGGUUCACAAGUGCCAAAAGUGUUUUCGAGCAAACCCAACUUCGGUACCGCAAUUCAUGGGUGAUUUACCAGCGGCUCGAGUAAACGUGGCACGUCCAUUUUCGAAAACGGGUGUGGAUUAUUUUGGUCCAAUAUAUUUGCGACCUGCGCCCAGGCGACCAAUAGUGAAGGCCUACGGUUCUAUUUUUGUUUGUUUCUGCACAAAGCUUGAGCUUGUGUCAGAUUUGUCGACAGAAAGAUUUUUACAAGCACUUCGCCGUUUUGUGGCACGGAGAGGAAGACCAUCGGAUUUGUACUCCGACAACGGUACGAAUUUUGUCGGAGCUCGCAAUAAACUCCAAGAAUUACUGCGCUUGUUAAAAAAUAAGGAACAUCAUGGAAGGGUAGCUAAAUACUGUGCAGAGGACGGAGUUCAAUGGCAUUUCAGUCCCCCAAGUGCGCCACAUUUCGGUGGGCUUUGGGAGGCGGCAGUUCGCUCGGCGAAGCACCACAUCUUGAGAGUGCUGGGGGAGAACCCAGCUACAUCGGAGGAUAUGAGCACGUUGCUCGUACAGGUGGAGGGAUGUCUAAACUCUCGACCGAUUACUGCCAGUUCCGAGGAUCCCAACGAUCUAGAACCACUCACCCCAGCACAUUUUUUGGUCGGUGCCUCACUACAAGCACUCCCAGAUCAGAAUUACCUAGACAUUCCAACCAACCGUUUAAAACAGUGGCAACUGGUACAAAGAAAUGUUCAAAACUUCUGGAUAAGGUGGAAAAGAGAAUAUCUAUCGCAACUACAAUCUCGCAUAAAACGUUGGCGAGUACCUGUUCCAAUUGAAGAAGGCAAGCUAGUCAUCAUUAAAGACGAUAAUUUACCCCCGCUACGAUGGAAAACCGGCAGGAUUCAAAAGGUCCAUCCUGGCCAAGAUGGUGUUGUCCGAGUAGUGACGCUCAAAACCGCAGCAGGCUUUCUCACAAGGCCUGUAGAAAAAAUUUGCAUUUUACCAUCAGCAGAGUUUGACGAGGACGACGAAGGCUCUGGUCGAGCGAACCAAUAA
Messenger RNA from Wyeomyia smithii (pitcher-plant mosquito), 5325 nucleotides. RefSeq lists its product as uncharacterized. The coding region runs from base 1 to 5325 and encodes 1774 amino acids. The record is from RefSeq and is a predicted model, not a curated record. Gene Ontology annotation, biological process: DNA integration. Gene Ontology annotation, molecular function: zinc ion binding; nucleic acid binding. The transcript has a single exon. NCBI's taxonomy places the organism in Eukaryota, Metazoa, Arthropoda, Insecta, Diptera, Culicidae.